Kwoniella shivajii is the source of this 303-nucleotide messenger RNA. RefSeq names its product glutaredoxin. The record is from RefSeq and is a predicted model, not a curated record. The transcript has 4 exons. Gene Ontology annotation, biological process: cellular response to oxidative stress. NCBI's taxonomy places the organism in Eukaryota, Fungi, Basidiomycota, Tremellomycetes, Tremellales, Cryptococcaceae. Bases 1 to 303 code for a protein of 100 amino acids. Gene Ontology annotation, molecular function: glutathione disulfide oxidoreductase activity. Gene Ontology annotation, cellular component: cytoplasm; nucleus.
AUGUCUGCCGAAAUUAAACAACUCGUUGAUUCAACUAUCAAAAACAACAAAACCGUUGUUUUCUCUAAAUCUUACUGUCCCUACUGUAAGAAAGCCAAGUCUUACCUCGCUGAAGAUACAAGUGAUCUUACCGUCUUUGAACUCGAUGAGAGAGAUGAUGGAUCUGCCAUCCAAGCUUACCUCAAAGAACUUAAUGGUCAAGGUACCGUUCCCCAUGUCUACCUUAACCAAGAAUUCAUUGGUGGAUCUUCAGAUUUAUUGAAGUUGUCCCACGAUCAAAUCAAGAAGAAGAUCUCUGCUUAA